Molecule: messenger RNA, 573 nt
Organism: Alternaria arbusti
Lineage: Eukaryota; Fungi; Ascomycota; Dothideomycetes; Pleosporales; Pleosporaceae
Exons: 2
Coding region: 1-573 (190 amino acids)
Source: RefSeq, a predicted model, not a curated record
AUGAAUGGGGGAGAAGUUCUGAAGCGAUUCAGAAAGGCACCUUCUGAUGGCAACAAAGACCCAAGAUCAGAGCCAAAGGGCAACCGGAGCAGCUGGAAACACCUCCAAAAGUUACAGGAGGCUGCAGUGAAGAAUAGGGAUGAAGAUGCGUCGAAACGGCUGAAGCACGACAAGAAGAGUAAGCCUGUAGAGCCUCAACAGCGUCAAGAGUAUCAUGGUGGUGCUGUUUUCUGGAGUCCCCAGAAGGUGAGGGAGGCAAAGGCCCGAGAACAAGUCAGAGCAACCACAGAACUGGAGGAAAAGCUUGCAAAAGCAGAGACAAAGAAGCUGAAAGAGGCAGCAACAUUGUACAAAAAGAAGAUGCAAAAAGAAGCGCGGGUUGUGCGCAAAGCUGCGAAAAAGAGAGCCAAAGAAGAGCGCAAAAGGGCGGCUGAGGAGAAGGCCGCGAAACAAGCCCAACAAGAGCAGGAAAAACGCGAUCGCGACGCUCAAAAAGCUCCCAAAUCGUCGCAAUCAGGUAAAAGAGCAAUCUCAAAAGCCACAAAGGCGUCACGGUCAGAACGUGUGUUGUGA